AUUUGGCAAGUUGGAGAACAAGAAAGUGCUAUCACUUUCUUUUUAUCGAAAGUAAACAAUAAACUAUUUGUAAUUUAAUUACACUUAUAAUUUUAUACGAAUUAGUUACUAACCAAUGUGCCUGAGACGGUAAAAGACUUCAAGAGAAAGGAGAACGCAAAAAACGGUAAGCAAUUUUAAAAGUUAGCGCUAGUCAGUUCGUGUAGUUUUUGAUGUUCAAAAACCUUGUUUGUGUUUUAUAUUGUCAUGUUUUAGUGUUAUAUAAUUAAUCAUGUUGUUGCUAAGAGUGUUUAAUACGUAUAUAAGUGUAAUAAAACAUCCAACCUAUGUCGCAGUUCGCACAAUGUCGAACGCGUCUGUGAGCAUAAAGUUCAGGGCGGGGCUGACGCCUUCGGACCCUGAACAGCAGCCGGUACUCAUAGUAGGCCAGGCAGCUCAUCUAGGUGCUCUCAACUGGGACGAUGUGCGGUGCAAACUGGAGCCCAGAGUGACUGAAGAGGCCUGGCGCCGUGGUCUUCAAUGCGUGACGUCAUCUCCCGGUGACUCGUGUGAGCUCUGGCCUCGUGCAGUCUCCCUCGCAUCGUUGCCAGCCCGUCGCUCCCGACACGCUGCCCCAGCCAGAAACCAUGCUCUUGCUAAAAUCGUCCGGUCUACUCAACGGUCUACUGAUGAGACCAUUGUGUUGGUAUGUCGCAAACGCGACGUCCUAGCGAGUGCGGUGAGCAUAGCUCGGUGCUACCCGCAGUUCCAGGCGCGGUCGGCGGCGGCCCCGCUGUCCGCCGCGCCGCCCGCGCCCGCCGCGCGCGCCGUCGCCGUCGAGAUACAUCUGCUCAAAGAGGACAAACCCGAUGGGGAAUCAGAGGAUGAAGGUAUUGGACCAUUAGACCCGGCGCUGUGUGAGAACACUCUGUCUGCUGAGGAGGUACAGACCUUGCAGGACGCGGCCGACGCUACCAGGCUGGCUGCGAGGAUCACCGACACUCCGGCCAAUAUUAUGAACGUGGAUAAGUUUAUUGAGGAAGCAUUCAAAGUGGCAAAAGAACUAGACAUCCUAGAACCAACAGUGAUCCGAGGAGAGGAGUUAAAGGCUCGAGGAAUGGGAGGUAUUUACGGAGUUGGGAGGGCGGCGGCCUGUCCUCCAGCCCUCGUGACCCUGUCAUACAUGGCCCCGGGGGCCGCUGACAGCGUCGCUUGGGUCGGCAAGGGCAUUGUUUACGACACCGGCGGCCUCAGUAUUAAGGCAAGGACUUCAAUGGUAGGUAUGAAAGGCGACUGCGGCGGCGCGGCGGCAGUACUGGCGGCGUUUGCCCUGGCCGUCAAAUCCAAGCCAACUAUCAACUUACACGCCGUACUCUGCCUCGCUGAGAACGCUGUCGGUCCUCUUGCUACCAGACCGGAUGACAUCCACACUUUGUACUCGGGACGCACCGUAGAAAUCAAUAAUACGGAUGCUGAAGGUCGUCUAGUCCUCAGCGAUGGUGUGGUGUACGCGUCUAGGGACCUGAAGGCUGAUACCAUUGUAGAUGUCGCUACUCUAACUGGUGCUCAGGGUACGGCGACGGGCAAGUACCACGCGGGCAUCGUGUCGAACAGCGCGCGGCUGGAGGCGCGCUGCGUGGCGGCCGGCCUGCGCUGCGGGGACCUCGCCCAUCCGCUGCCCUUCGCGCCUGAACUACACUUCACCGAGUUCACCAGCUGCGUCGCCGAUAUGAAGAAUAGUGUCGCUGACCGCAACAACGCUCAGCCAUCUUGCGCGGGUUUGUUCAUUCUGUCCCACUUGGGCUUCGACUUCCCCGGCUCCUGGCUGCAUAUCGACAUGGCUGCGCCGGCGCACUGCGGCGAGCGUGCGACAGGUUAUGGCGUGUCCCUGCUGUGCGUCCUGUUCGGGGCCCACACACACUCGCGCCUGCUGCGGGCCCUCGCCCCCGCCGCCGCGCUCUAGUACACAUAUAAAUCAACUCCUGAAGAAGAAAAGGUAACAUUUAAAUUCAGCAUUUAGACAACAAAACAAGGAAAUAUCUAAAGUACACCCAACUUCAAUAAUAUUAAGAAUACUAAUUACAUUUCGUAUAAUGGUCUAAGUCUUAAUCUAAAAUCGCCUGAUGGAACUAUAAUAUCUCUACCUACCUCAUCGGUAUAAAAAAAGCGUUAAAAACAACAAAUAACGCAAAAACAAUAAUUUUCCCGCUCUUUUCAAAUGUCAAACCAUAACCAUAGACAGCAAGCAUAGAUAAUAUCAAAGAAGAAUAGACUUUUUCAUAUUUUUUUUUUUAGUUUGAAUAAGACCUUUUUUUUUAAAUUAGUGUAAGUUAAAAGAGGUAGGUUUUAAAGCAAAUGUUGUCUUAAGGAGUAAUUAUGAAUCUUAUAAGUAUUAUGGCUAUCAAUUAAGUAAUGAUUUUUAUAAAUUUGUAUUAAAAUUAUACGAUUAUUAUAAGCAUAGAUAUGGUUGGUUUAAGCCGUAGUAAGGCCAUGUAUUUAAAUGCCAACUAACCUAGGCCUACAGGCCUACGUGAGACAUUAAGACAUAUGUCUAAUUGACGAGGCUAGACACUAUCAUCAAAUAAUUUCUUAUAAUUUAUUUCGUUGCGAGAUCUAAGCAAGACAGUGAUUCGUGUUUAAAGGACACGCCGGUGUUUCGGUGUUUCAUGGUUGUAUCUACUUAUAGAUCCUGGCUUACAGGAGUUGAAGCGGUUUUGGGAGCUCGGCUUUAGCUUCGGUUUUAGCUUAAUUCAUAUCUAUGUUUAAAAAUAAUAGUAUAAUAAUAUAUGAGUAUAAAAAGAGGUUUGCAAAAAAUACUAAAUUAGUUAGUUAUAUCAGAACUUGACUAAUAUGGUUGUUAAAAAUACAAAAAGAAACAUAACGCUGCCUCAUUUCAAUUCAAUUUUGCUGUCUACUAUACAUAACAUACUUGUCACUUUAUAUCAUUGAAGAAAUGGCUGAAAUGUUGAUCACAGUCUACACUUUAGUGGGUACUCGAAACAUUCAGUGUGUUGGCAGUUAAAAAAAAAACAUUGCCCUACAUUACUAGGAUUUUCUCCUAUGUCGUAGGUGCGUUUACAAACAUAAAAACUCGCAUACACAAGCCACCCAGUUUUUUUCCAUGGUUUUCAUGGUUGUAUCUUCUGUAGAUUGUAGAUCACAGGAGUUGAAGUGAUUUUGGCCGGGCUAGUCUCAAUUCUCUGUCAAAAGAGACCAAAAGUAGUCAAGUUUGUGAAGCAUGUUAGUUGUAAUGAAAGCAAUAUUAUCGUACAAUUCGAGGGGUUAAUACUUAUUGCAUUAGUUACCUGUUGCUGACAAUAUAUUUUUAUAAUAAAUAAGACUAUUUACCGUCCGAAGUGACUUCGUUUUUGAUAACAACAUACAUCUCUUAAUUCAUUUGAACCCAAGCGAAUGCUGGCGUUCGCGCAAGUCAUAAUUGAUUAUUAUCAUAUAUUUUUUGUCUACCUACCAACCCUCAUGCUGACUACGGCAAGACCAAAUGGUUGAUGAAGUAUAGGCCUCAUCAACCAUGGUCUCCAUCCAUUGAUCAUCGAAUGAUGACUUCUCUCUCCCAGGAUGAAGCAAGAGGGAGUGUCAGACUCUUACUGACUAAAAACCAUCCUGUUCCUUCUCCUGCUCCAGGCCGAGGCCAUGGUACCUUAUUGCGAUAAUUCGAUAUCCGAGGGAAAUCAUGGCCGCUAGUUCACCUAUAAAAUGUGUAUAUUGUUGUCAAAAACUAUUUUAAUAAGGUACCAAUACAAAAUACUAAUAAUAAUAAUAACGUUCACAAAGCCUUAUAGCAAUUGUAAUAGAAACUUAAUAUUAAUAUACCUAGUUGCAGUUGUCAAAUGUUUUAUAUUGUUACACCAUUGUAAUCUAGCAAUAAUAUUGUAUUUAUAAUGUCAUGUUAACCUUAUAAAUAGGCAAGGAUUAACUCAAUUUAGUGUAACUCCUAAGAAGUAAAAAGCGAGUGGUAACUAUAACAGAUUUUAAUAUGCACAUCUACCUUUGAUAUGUUUAAAAAUAAUGGAUGGAAAGUGAUGGUGAAAUUGUAAAAUAAAGCCCUAUGUAUAUGCCGAUUCUUAUUAGACGACUUAUUGGAUGAUCUGGCCCACGAUGAAACAAUGAAUUUAUUUUUGUAAAAGGCCAUAAAACAGCAUGUUUACACGUCAAAAUUAUAUGUACAAAAGCUAGAUGAAGCCAGCAUUUCCUAUCUGACUACUCUGAGAAAAUAUGCCGAAACAAAUUCAGAGGUCCGUCUCUUUUCAAGUCCAGACAAUGUGAAAUUGGUAAAAAAUCUAGGGUUUUAUGGAGGCUCUACACAAAACAAACUCUCUCGUCUGGCGGUUGAAUCGUAGGUGCAUAGAUUAUACAGAAAGUUAUUUCCAACAGGAAGCCUGUACCAAAAAACCCCAUUACUACCAUAGUAUAUAAAAAACAGUUCUUUUUGAGUCGCAUUUCUAUCCGACACGUUUCUUAAGAGUAUAUAUUACACAGUUGCAUGAUAAGUCCACUAUAAGAAGCUAAAUCUAACAAAAUGCUAUAAGAUGUAAUAUUAGCAAUAAGUUCAAUGUGUUCGUCAUAGCCAAAACAUAAGCCAUAAUAUUUUUAUAUUGUAACAUGUAAACGAAUAGUCUCGAAUGCAAUAAUAAAUCUAGAUUUUAGAUUUUUUAUUCAUUUCGAAACUGAAUCAUUUAAUUUUUUCUGUAUUCCAUAAGCGAAAGUGUUUAAUUUUUCGAAAUAAAGUUGUAUUUGAAUUAAAAAUUUGAGUUUUUGUAUGGGUAUUUAUGAACCAUCAUCCCUGCCUAGCUUUUUAGAAGACUGAACCUGUCUGUGGACUCUGCUUACCGUUCUUAAUUUUAUUUUGGCAUGGAAACUGAAAAGUAUAUUCGAAAAUACUUCUUAGCUUCUAAAUUAGCAAUAUAUUAUGUUGUGGUUUACUUUUCUGAAUGGGUAGUGCCCAAUUUCAUUUUAGUUAUCGUAAAAAUACAUUCGGCCCUCUGUAUUUGUCCUGAAGGAAACAUGCAGUAAUAAAAUAAAACAACUAUAGUCUUGGUUAAUGUUUAUUGUAUUUACUUCAAUUCGUUUACCAAUAAUGCUGGGUAUAACACUAGACAAUGUAUAUAAAAGCCAGUUUAAAAUCCAAAUACUUUUGUAUACAAUACAUUGUAAAAUUUCGUCACAGUAAAAUACAGGUAGACAAAAAAAUAAAUGCACUUAACGCGCCCUAUACAUGGCAACAUUCACUUAAGAUUUUUGGCAAAUCCUUACGUUACAUUUACGAGUAUAAAUUGCACAAUGACUUUAAAAAAAUAAAUUAUAGAAAUUUUACAAUUUCACUAAAUAAAAUAUAAGUUCGAAUAUCAAUUUUGUAAAAAAAAAAAAUAGACAUUUUUACGUUCGAAACAGCAUAAAAUGAUCAAUGCAGAACUGAAUCACACUAGUAUAAAAAUUUAAAAAUAAAAGCACGUACCUACUUAUAGAAAAACAGUUUUGGCCCGAUGAUGGCCUAAUUAAUACAAAAAUUACCAUAACUUUGAUUUUAAUUAGCUAUCCUAAAUUAUUUUUCAAUAACAUUUUACAUGUUCAUGAAAAUGAUAGAAUGGCUCUUAAAAUCAAAGUACUGAUAUGUUUUUAGAACGUAGGCGGUUAUUUUAUUGUGCAAUUCAUAAAUCCCUGACCCCUGUACCGUAGUUUGCUCCUCCCGCCCUAUUCAGAGCGUCCUUGAAUUGAUCGAUGUCUAUUUCGGAUUGAUUUUCCAAUUGUAACUCCACUGCAAAAU
Messenger RNA from Spodoptera exigua (beet armyworm), 5761 nucleotides. The record is from the annotation of a GenBank genome assembly. Lineage: Eukaryota; Metazoa; Arthropoda; Insecta; Lepidoptera; Noctuidae.